AAUCUUGAGUGGGUGUGGAUGCCAAAAUCGCCAAACAGGGCGGAAAACCCUACGCCGGCAGCUGGUCUGUGCGCACUGUUCUGCCUGAGGCGCGGACCCACCCGAAAAUCCGAAAGCGGCUAGCUUGGGGUUUGGUGCUUUUCGAACUUGCGCACAACCAGGUUGCCAAUCGCCCAUUUCAAAAUCUCCAGCAGCAGUCAAGUUGACGACCGACCACGAAAACCUACUAACCUCACCACACAGCCAAAGUCCAAAAUGUCGGCUCCCACGACGAAGACCUUUGGCAAGUCCACUCGGUCGGUGCCUGCGCCGGCUGAGAAGGCCCAGAAAUGGUACCCUGCUGAGGAUGAGGCGAAGCCGCGUCAGGUCCGCAAGACCAUCCGCCCCUGGACUCCCCGCCAGACUCUCGUCCCGGGUACCGUCCUGAUCCUCCUCGCUGGUCGCUUCCGUGGCAAGCGCGUCGUCCUGCUCAAGACCCUCGACCAGGGUGUUUUGCUCGUUACCGGCCCCUUCAAGAUCAACGGUGUUCCCCUUCGCCGCGUCAACUCCAGAUAUGUCAUCGCCACAUCAUACAAGGUUGACCUUACCGGUCUCGAUGAGGCCAAGAUUGAGGAGGUUGCCAAGCCCAAGUACUUCACCGCCGACAAGGCUCAGCAGAAGGCUAGCGAGGAGGCUUUCUUCAAGCAGGGAGAGAAGCCCCAGAAGAAGGAGGUUACCAGCAGUCGGGCGGCUGACCAGAAGGCCAUCGACAAGGCCUUGAUCGCCAACAUCAAGAAGGUCGACCUUCUUGCCAGCUACCUCGCCUCCUCUUUCAGCCUUCGCAAGGGCGACAAGCCCCACGAGAUGAAGUGGUAG
Podospora pseudocomata is the source of this 855-nucleotide messenger RNA. RefSeq names its product 60S ribosomal protein L6 (gene RPL6). Gene Ontology annotation, cellular component: ribosome; cytosolic large ribosomal subunit. Gene Ontology annotation, biological process: cytoplasmic translation; ribosomal large subunit assembly. NCBI's taxonomy places the organism in Eukaryota, Fungi, Ascomycota, Sordariomycetes, Sordariales, Podosporaceae. The record is from RefSeq and is a predicted model, not a curated record. The coding region runs from base 256 to 855 and encodes 199 amino acids. Gene Ontology annotation, molecular function: structural constituent of ribosome; RNA binding. The transcript has 3 exons.